AUGUUGCGCGAGAUAAAGAGCUUGUACAACCGACUCGCGUCGGCCGCCGUCAGUGGCACUGCGGCCCUGUUCGCGUCCAGACCGUUCCGAGCAUUCCAGCGCAGUUGGGGACGACCCAGGAAGGGCACGAACGGCGUCAACAACGACGACGGCCAAACCGUCAUCACCAUGGUCAAAACGGGAAAGGGUGGAGGACCACAUCCGGCGGCAUCCGGGCGGGUCGUGCUCGCCCGCAAACCAACACAGACCGAUGCAGUGGCACGGGAACUCCGGCGAGUACGGGAAGAGAAUGCCCGACGACAGCAGCACGAUUAUUCGCACGUUUUCCGGAAAAAGUCGCUGCUGGACUUUGUGCGCCUGUCGUUCGUGAUCAUGGGAAUCGAAAUCGUGUACUCCGCUGAGACGGCGUUCGUAACACCGAUCCUGCUCGGCAUCGGGAUCGAGCACCAGCUGAUGACGGUCGUGUGGGGAAUCUCACCGCUGAUCGGCUUCAUCGUUUCUCCAUUCUUGGGCACCUUCAGUGAUCGGUGCCGGUCGAGGUUUGGUCGACGCCGCCCGGUCCUGGUGAUGCUGGGCAUAGGACUCGUGCUAGGUUGUCUUUUGCUGCCGUUUGGGGAAACCAUCGGCCAUUGGUUAGGUGACAUCGGAGAAGCAGGAGUACCCGUUAUUAACAACACUGUUGCGAUCGACCCUGGGUCGGAUUGGAUCUUGUCGAGUAGCACUACCAAUCCCAGCAUCCAUUACCGAUGGGCGAUAGUGUUCACCAUCCUCGGCACUAUAUUGCUAGACUUUUGUGCCGACUCUUCGCAGGCCCCUUCAAUGGCGUACCUGUUGGAUGUCAGCUUACCCGAGGACCAUGGACAGGCUUGUAGUACGUACUCGUUACUGUCCGGGGUCGGAGGAUGUAUAGGAUACCUCAUCGGAGCGAUCGACUGGGAUGGAACGAUAUUGGGGGAUCUGCUUGGUGGCAACAUCAACACCGUGUUUAUUCUGGUGACGAUCAUCUUCGUGCUUUGCCUCACCGUAACGCUGUGCAGCUUUCGAGAAAUUCCACUUGCUCUCAUGGAGCGCGACGAGUUGCUGCAGCCACUUACCGAGCGCAUCAUUGCCAAGGAGCGGCAACAUCGUACCACCGAGCGUCAACUGGUGCCGGUGAAAGACCUCGCCGAUUCUUUGGUGCUUCAGCUAAACAGCGAGUACGAGCAACCGAACGGUCAUCACAUCACCAUGAACGGACACACGGAAAAGGAACCACUUCUGGGCAACGGCAGCACCGCACACACGACCAAAGACUUCCUCAAGACCACCUUCCGGAUACCGUCCGCGCUGGGGGUGCUGUGCGCGACGAAUCUCUUCUGCUGGAUGAGCCACAUCAGCUAUAGCCUUUACUUUACGGACUUUGUCGGUGAGAAGGUGUUCGGCGGUGACCCGAUGGCAAACUCCGACUCCGACGAGUACGCACUCUACAUCGAGGGCGUCCGCUAUGGAUGCUUCGGGAUGGCUAUCUAUUCGAUGGCCUCUUCCACGUACUCGUACACGAUUGAGCGGUUAAUACGGCGGUUCAGAGCACGGACCGUCUAUUGCGGUGGGCUGUUGAUCGAUUUCCUCGGCAUGAUGUAUAUGGCAGCGUUUCCCAACAAAAUCACCGUGUACGUGUUCAGCGUUACAGGUGGCAUCGUCAGUGCGCUGCUUUUUACGAUGCCGUACAUCAUCCUGGCAAAGUACCACGCGAAAGGAUGGCUGGACGCAAGUGGCGAAACCAGUGCAACCCAACCGCGCCGUGGGCUCGCCUCCGACAUCUCGCUUAUCGGCAGCAUGCUGUUCGUGGCGCAGAUCAUCCUUUCCCUCUCGAUGGGGCCACUCGUGACGCUAACCGGAACGACCGCCUCCGUCAUCUACACUGCCAGCGUGUGCAGCCUUAUAGCGGCACUGUGCGCCUCCCAGAUCCAGUAUCUGGAUCUGUAG
Messenger RNA from Anopheles coustani, 1965 nucleotides. Its product is annotated as proton-associated sugar transporter A-like. The record is from RefSeq and is a predicted model, not a curated record. Gene Ontology annotation, biological process: transmembrane transport. Gene Ontology annotation, molecular function: sucrose:proton symporter activity. The transcript is spliced from 5 exons. The coding region runs from base 1 to 1965 and encodes 654 amino acids. Lineage: Eukaryota; Metazoa; Arthropoda; Insecta; Diptera; Culicidae. Gene Ontology annotation, cellular component: membrane.